Messenger RNA from Humulus lupulus (European hop), 1635 nucleotides. RefSeq lists its product as uncharacterized. The record is from RefSeq and is a predicted model, not a curated record. The transcript has a single exon. NCBI's taxonomy places the organism in Eukaryota, Viridiplantae, Streptophyta, Magnoliopsida, Rosales, Cannabaceae. Bases 1 to 1635 code for a protein of 544 amino acids.
AUGGACUUAAAGAAAGCUUACGACACUGUGGAAUGGGGUUUCAUUAGAGAGAUGUUGGUUGCUCUUAAUUUUCCAAAUCAUUUUGUUAAUUUAAUGAUGGAAUGUGUGACAACUCUGAAAUUUUCAUUGAUGGUGAAUGGGGUUUUGCAUGGUUAUUUUCCCUCUAAAAUAGGUCUUAGACAAGGAGAUCCAAUAUCUCCGUUGUUGUUUGUCUUAGGGAUGGAAUAUCUCUUCCGUCUGCUGGCCAAAGUCUCCAUGAUGGAUCAAUUUAAGCAUCAUCCAAGGUGUGCUUCUCUAAAGCUAAAUCACUUAUGCUUUGCUGAUGAUCUUUUACUUUUUUCUAGUGGUGAUGUUCCUUCUAUUAUGCUGCUGUUGAGAGCUUUUAAAAGAUUUUCUGAAACUUCUGGGCUUCAUGCGAACAACAGUAAGACAUUUGUUUACUGCUCAGGUAUGUCUAAAGGUGAUGAGAAAUUUAUUUUGGAAAGCUCUGGCUUUGCUAAAAGUUCUUUUCCUUUUAGAUACCUUGGCAUUCCCAUUUUUUCAAAAAAGAUUUCUGCUGCUGAAUGUGAUAAUAUAAUUGAGAAAAUGGUUGCUAGAAUUCGGGUUUGGAGCUCUAGGAAUGUCUCCUAUGCAGGCUGGUGUGUGCUUAUAAACUCUGUGUUAAUUGCUGUCCAUUCUUAUUGGGCACAACUGAUGGUGUUGCCUAAAUAUGUUUUAGAGCAACUUAACAAAAUUUGCAGGGUCGUUUUAUGGAAAGGCAAUCAUGAUACUAACACUCCAGGAUUGGUUGCUUGGAAUCAAGUUUGUCUUCCAAAAUAUGUUGGAGGGUUGGGUUUUAGGAACAUUGAGCACUGGAACUUUGGAACUUUGGGUAAGUAUGUUUGGGACAUUGCUAGAGACAAAGAUAGCCUUUGGGUUAGAUGGAUUCAUUCCGUUUAUCUUAAAGGCCAAUAUUGGUGGAGCUAUAAUGCCUCACAAAAUUGUAGUUGGUAUUGGAGGAAGAUUGUGGAAGUCAAGAAUGCUAUUAAGGAAAAAAUGGAGAUGGAGGAGUUUAGAAACAUGAAAUUUAAUAUUUCAGGUUUGUGUGGGAAGUUAUGGCCGAACCAAUCACAAAAAGUUUGGCAUGCCUUCACUUGGAACAGGUAUAGCUUUCCUAAACACAAAUUUAUCACUUGGUUAGCUUGUCAAGAUAAAUUGUUAACCAGGGAUAGAUUGAUUCAGUUUGGCAUUACUACUGAAAGUAAAUGCCUCCUUUGUGAGCAGGCUACUGAAACUCAUCAAUAUAUAUUCUUUGAUUGCUUCUAUAGUAAAGAAAUUGUUACAAGUAUCCUUUCUUGGGUUGAGAUGAAGAUGACUCAAAGAACCUUAGAAGCUUGUUUGAAGAGCAUUAAGAGAAGGAAAUUGUCAAAAUUCAGGAGAGAAUUCCUUGUGGAAGUUAUGAACGCUGUUGUUUAUUGUGUUUGGGAAGCAAGGAAUGUUAGUUUGUGGGAGCAAAAAGUCUAUACUGUAAAUAAUAUAGUGAAAAAGAUUAAAUAUGAUGUUUGUAAUAGGUUUUCUCAUUUUAAAAGAGAGAAAACAAGUAAAGUAGAUAGAGAUUGGUAUGAGGCUUUGAGCUCUAGUUAUGGAGCUCUUUGA